Exophiala spinifera is the source of this 1638-nucleotide messenger RNA. RefSeq lists its product as uncharacterized. The coding region runs from base 1 to 1638 and encodes 545 amino acids. Gene Ontology annotation, molecular function: catalytic activity. The transcript is spliced from 8 exons. The record is from RefSeq and is a predicted model, not a curated record. Lineage: Eukaryota; Fungi; Ascomycota; Eurotiomycetes; Chaetothyriales; Herpotrichiellaceae.
AUGUCGGUUCCUCUACUCGACGAGUCAUUGACGACCGAUGUGUCCACAGGCGAGAUUUAUGCAUUGUGCAAGAGGGCUUCCCUGGAGGUGUCGGAAGAAUUCGCUGAAGCAUGUCUUCCGGUGAUCGCAGCACUUGAUCGAUGUGCCAAAAGCAUCAUGGAGCGAGACGACCAUUUCCCGGGGCCAGAUGAAACUAGGUAUCCACGCAAGGGCAUCCAAACAGCCAUUGAUACCAGCCUCAAUGGAGGCGGAUGGGCGGCAAAGGCGAGAGAAUCACUAGGAACGCUAUCGGUGACUGUGAAAUCGACCCAGCCGGGGAGUGACUUGCUGCAAGGCCGGACACUCGCGUUGAAGGACAACAUCGCACUGGCCGGCGUUAGGUGCACAAAUGGAACCGAUCUCACUGGCUGGAUCCCUGACUUUGACGCAACCGUCGUGAAACGAAUAUUGGACUGCGGUGGCACAGUACUCGGAAAAGCAGCCUGCGAGAGUGGCUGUUGGAGCACCGUCAGUGACACUUCCAUCACAGGUCCAGUCAGAAACCCUUAUCACGACGGAUACAGUUGCGGCGGUUCGAGCAGCGGCAGCGCGAGGCUGGUCGCCGACGGAAGUGUCGAUAUCGCCUUGGGUGGAGAUCAAGGAGGCUCGAUUCGUGUUCCAGCCUCGGCGUGCGGAAUCGUCGGACUGAAGCCAACCUGGGGUCUUGUUCCUUAUACAGGCAUUCUCGGGGUAUCGCCGGUCAUUGACCAUGUUGGUCCCAUGGCCAGGACAGUUUCCGACUGUGCCCUACUCCUGGAAGCCAUUGCAGGGCCCGAUGGCAUCGACGAUCGCCAACCUCCUGUCAAGUGGUUUCAGUCCGUUCCGUACGCUCAGGAGGUUCGUCAACACCUGGAAGCCGCCGGCCCAAAGCCUCUAGACGGGCUCAAGAUUGGUGUUCUAGAAGAGGGGUUCCAGCACCCUCGACAAGACGACCAUGUGGCACGAAAGGUCCGUCAAAGUAUCGAUAAGCUUGAGGAACUCGGUGCUAAGGUGGAGUCCUGCCAUAUACCAGAGCACCGUGACACAGAGCUCGCAUGGAUGUGCGCGCUGCCCGCUUUCGCGUUCACUCAUGGCCUGGUUCUCAAUUCAAGCGGUCGUAAGCAGUUUGCCAUGACCGGGCCAGCAGCUCUGACCAACGGUGAGAUGAGCCAGUCAUCUUUUGACGUCCUCAAUACAGCAGGGCAAAAUCUCUACCUGAGAGGACUUUUCCUUCAACAAAAAUAUGGCCCUGCUCUAGUUUCCAGGUGCACAAACCUGUUGAGAAAGUUGAGCGACGACUAUGACACAGCAUUCAGACGAUUCGACGUGCUGGUAAUGCCUACGACCCCUCUGCCGCCGUGCAGAAUAUUCGGAUCGAGAAGUGAAGGAAGCAUCUAUGAAAGACUUAAGCGUACAACAGGUAUCACGGCGAACACAGCGCCCUUCAAUGCUUCUGGUCACCCGGCUAUCAGCAUUCCUGUUGGCUUCUCGCCAGCUUCAGAGGACCCUACGGUUCUCCUGCCGGUAGGCUUACAACUUGUUGGAAGAAAGUUUGAGGAUACUCUUCUACUGAAAGUUGCUGCAUCUUGGGAAGAUCGCUAUGAUUGGAGAGUUCAAUGA